CCAUUCUCCUAGAGACUCAUCCUAUUGCCCUUGUUGCGAAAUUAUGGUGCAGACGGUUCGCAUCUGUAUGCUUAACGCCGACCUACCCGUCCCAAACGUCCACGCCCAGAAAGCCCCCACCUAUGGCAGAAUAUUUCACGGUCUCCUUUCGGCCGCUGCUACUCAGAAAGUACCAAAAACGAUAAUCGAAUCAUCCGAUUAUGAUGUUACAAGAGGCGAAUAUCCACCGUCGUUGAUAGAGUACGACGCAAUUCUCAUAAGCGGUGCCGUAGAUGCGGCGUACGAUGACGUGGAGUGGAUACGGAGACUAGACGACUUUAUUCUGGAUGUAUACCGGAAUCAUCCCCGGGUCAAGAUAUUCGGCAGCUGUUUUGGCCAUCAGUUGAUAUGCCAAAGUUUACUGAAAGAUUUUGGCGUGAGCGUUGGGAUUGAUCCAAAAGGAUAUGAGAUUGGAGUGAAAGAAAUCACACUACACAAACGAUUCCUCGAGACGUUUGGAAAGAAGCAUCAGCUGCAGGAGAAGAUACGCCUUCAAUUCGUGCAUCACGACCAUGUCGUCAUUCCCACGCCAAACACCCUGCCACAGUCGUGGAUGACACUAGGGAGUACCGAACAUUGCUCGGUGCAAGGCAUGUACGAGUCCGGUCGCGUCCUCACGUAUCAGGGUCAUUUUGAGUUUGACAGAUUCGUGAAUCGCGAGACGGUCAGGUUCUUUUUCCCUGCCUGGGCACCGGAAGCGUUGGACGAGGCGAUGAAAGCUGUGGAUGCGGAUGAUGAUGCGGACGUGGCUGCUGCAAUGGUGCUAGACUUUUUCUUAGAGAGGGGCGUUGCCAAUAAGGAUGCCCCAGAGUGUCAGAUGACUGGAGGACUACUUACACCGCCUUAUGGGGAGUAGAAGUGGAUGGUUUGGACAUCAUGGUUAUACGAAGAAUGCUUCUUGUAGAGCAGCCUAUACAUUUUCUGUAGAUCCGUCAUGUACCGCCAAGAUGUCUGCAGGAGGAACAAUAAGCUCUCCUUCCUCGUUGUAUGCUCUCCUAAAUCUUGGUCCCUGGUUGCAGAGCGUCGAUCCACGUGAUUGGGUGUACUUACUUUCAGUCGUCAAGUAGAGUACCAUGUGGUUCACUAGGGGAGCAAUACCAAGGCUAUGGCCGAAGUCUUGGGGUGCUUGUUGUGUCUUGCGAUAUUGGAGUAAAGUUUGAUAAAGACUAGCCAGGCGACGUUCGGGGCG
This is a messenger RNA of Cucurbitaria berberidis CBS 394.84, 1228 nucleotides long. RefSeq names its product class I glutamine amidotransferase-like protein. The record is from RefSeq and is a predicted model, not a curated record. Lineage: Eukaryota; Fungi; Ascomycota; Dothideomycetes; Pleosporales; Cucurbitariaceae. Bases 44 to 895 code for a protein of 283 amino acids. Gene Ontology annotation, cellular component: cytosol; nucleus. The transcript has a single exon.